Lagopus muta (rock ptarmigan) is the source of this 472-nucleotide messenger RNA. RefSeq names its product NEDD8 ubiquitin like modifier (gene NEDD8). Gene Ontology annotation, biological process: regulation of proteolysis; modification-dependent protein catabolic process; protein neddylation. The coding region runs from base 94 to 351 and encodes 85 amino acids. The record is from RefSeq and is a predicted model, not a curated record. The transcript is spliced from 4 exons. Gene Ontology annotation, cellular component: nucleus; cytoplasm. Lineage: Eukaryota; Metazoa; Chordata; Aves; Galliformes; Phasianidae. Gene Ontology annotation, molecular function: ubiquitin protein ligase binding; protein tag activity.
CCGGAAGCGGCGUGCAGCGGGGUGGGUGAGGAAGGAGGGGGGCGUGGCUUAAGCGCACUUCCGCUUCCGGCGCGCCGGGCACACAGAGGCACGAUGCUGAUCAAAGUAAAGACGCUGACCGGGAAAGAGAUCGAGAUCGACAUCGAACCCACCGACAAAGUGGAGCGCAUCAAGGAGCGCGUGGAGGAGAAGGAAGGGAUCCCGCCCCAGCAGCAGCGGCUCAUCUACAGCGGGAAGCAGAUGAACGACGAGAAGACGGCGGCCGACUACAAGAUCCAGGGCGGCUCCGUGCUGCACCUGGUGCUAGCCCUGCGAGGGGGCGGGGCCAGGCAGGGCGAGGGGCGGGGCUAACGGCAGGCCCCGCCCUCCGCCCGCGUCGACGAUCCCGCCCAUACUGACGCCCUUUUCCACCCUUUUCCAAGUCCCCAUGUUUGCAUGUACCCCAACGAAUUAAAGCGUCUGUGUGAUGUCA